AUGUCUCGGCUCGGCGCCGAGGCACAGAGCCGCUGCGAGGCAGCGGCGGCAACGCGCGGCGGCGGAGGCACCAUCGCCGGGCAGUCUCGGGGUGGCGUGGAGGGCCACUCGAGCUCUGCCGGCGGUGCGGUCGCCACGCACGGGCACGCGACGCGAGGAGGCGUCGCCGAGGGCGUCGACGAGGCGCUCGACGAGGCACGGCAGCGGGCCGGGUCCUCUCGGAGCCGCGGAGGCGCCGCUGCAGGCGGCGGCGGCGAGAGCGAAGUCAGCAGGCAGAGCGGCUGUGGCGGUGAGGGCCAUGCGGGCUCUGCUGCCGGCUCGCUCGCCUCUCUCGAGGACGCGACGGCCGGGACAGCCGUCGCUGCAGCCGGCGGCACCGCGCCGCCUGACAAGCCGCGCCUGUGGACAGCGGCGAGCACCCGCUGCUGGGCGAGAGCAGCGGCGCAAGUCGGCGUCGAUGGCGCCGUCGCCGCAAAGCGUGACCGAGAUCGCUUUGGCGGAGGCGCGAGCGACGCGGUGCACGACGAGAGGGCGGGCCUCGUCUCGGUGGGCGGCGGCGGGCCGCCUGGCAGGUCUCGGCUCGGCGCCGAGGCGCAGAGCCGCUGCGAGGCAGCGGCGGCAACGCGCGGCGACGGAGGCACCAUCGCCGGGCAGUUUCGGGGUGGCGUGGAGGGCCACUCGAGCUCUGCCGGCGGUGCGGUCGCCACGAACGGGCACGCGACGCGAGGAGGCGUCGCCGAGGGCGUCGACGAGGCGCUAGGCGAGGCGCGGCCUCGGACCAUGUCCUCUCGAUGCCGCGGAGGCGCCGCUGCAGGCGGCGGCGGCGAGAGCGAAGUCAGCAGGCAGAGCGGCUGUGGCGGUGAGGGCCAUGCGGGCUCUGCUGCCGGCUCGCUCGCCUCUCUCGAGGACGCGACGGCCGGGACAGCCGUCGCUGCAGCCGGCGGCACCGCGCCGCCUGACGAGCCGCGUCCGUGGACAGCGGCGAGCACCCGCUGCUGGGCGAGAGCAGCGGCUCAAGUCGGCGUCGAUGGCGCCGUCGCCGCAAGGCGUGAUCGAGAUCGCUUUGGCGGAGGCGCGAGCGACGCGGUGCACGACGAGGGGGCGGGCCUCGUCUCGGUGGGCGGCGGCGGGCCGCCUGGCAUGUCUCGGCUCGGCGCCGAGGCACAGAGCCGCUGCGAGGCAGCGGCGGCAACGCGCGGCGGCGGAGGCACCAUCGCCGGGCAGUCUCGGGGUGGCGUGGAGGGCCACUCGAGCUCUGCCGGCGGUGCGGCCGCCACGCACGGGCACGCGACGCGAGGAGGCGUCGCCGAGGGGGUCGACGAGGCGCUCGACGAGACGCGGCCGCGGGCCGGGUCCUCUCGGAGCCGCGGAGGCGCCGCUGCAGGCGGCGGCGGCGAGAGCGAGGUCAGCAGGCAGAGCGGCUGUGGCGGUGAGGGCCAUGCGGGCUCUGCUGCCGGCUCGCUCGCCUCUCUCGAGGACGCGACGGCCGGGACAGCCGUCGCUGCAGCCGGCGGCACCGCGCCGCCUGACGAGCCGCGUCCGUGGACAGCGGCGAGCACCCGCUGCUGGGCGAGAGCAGCGGCUCAAGUCGGCGUCGAUGGCGCCGUCGCCGCAAAGCGUGAUCGAGAUCGCUUUGGCGGAGGCGCGAGCGACGCGGUGCACGACGAGGGGGCGGGCCUCGUCUCGGUGGGCGGCGGCGGGCCGCCUGGCAUGUCUCGGCUCGGCGCCGAGGCACAGAGCCGCUGCGAGGCAGCGACGGCAAGGCGCGGCGACGAAAGCACCAUCGCCGGGCAGUUUCGGGGUGGCGUGGAGGGCCACUCGAGCUCUGCCGGCGGUGCGGUCGCCACGCACGGGCACGCGACGCGAGGAGGCGUCGCCGAGGGCGUCGACGAGGCGCUCGACGAGGCGCGGCCGCGGGCCGGGUCCUCUCGGAGCCGCGGAGGCGCCGCUGCAGGCGGCGGCGGCGAGAGCGAGGUCAGCAGGCAGAGCGGCUGUGGCGGUGAGGGCCAUGCGGGCUCUGCUGCCGGCUCGCUCGCCUCUCUCGAGGACGCGACGGCCGGGACAGCCGUCGCUGCAGCCGGCGGCACCGCGCCGCCUGACGAGCCGCGUCCGUGGACAGCGGCGAGCACCCGCUGCUGGGCGAGAGCAGCGGCUCAAGUCGGCGUCGAUGGCGCCGUCGCCGCAAAGCGUGACCGAGAUCGCUUUGGCGGAGGCGCGAGCGACGCGGUGCACGACGAGAGGACGGGCCUCGUCUCGGUGGGCGGCGGCGGGCCGCCUGGCAGGUCUCGGCUCGGCGCCGAGGCGCAGAGCCGCUGCGAGGCAGCGGCGGCAACGCGCGGCGGCGGAGGCACCAUCGCCGGGCAGUCUCGGGGUGGCGUGGAGGGCCACUCGAGCUCUGCCGGCGGUGCGGUCGCCACGAACGGGCACGCGACGCGAGGAGGCGUCGCCGAGGGCGCCGACGAGGCGCUAGGCGAGGCGCGGCCUCGGACCAUGUCCUCUCGAUGCCGCGGAGGCGCCACUGCAGGCGGCGGCGGCGAGAGCGAGGUCAGCAAGCAGAGCGGCUGUGGCGGUGAGGGCCAUGCGGGCUCUGCUGCCGGCUCGCUCGCCUCUCUCGAGGACGCGACGGCCGGGACAGCCGUCGCUGCAGCCGGCGGCACCGCGCCGCCUGACAAGCCGCGCCUGUGGACAGCGGCGAGCACCCGCUGCUGGGCGAGAGCAGCGGCUCAAGUCGGCGUCGAUGGCGCCGUCGCCGCAAGGCGUGAUCGAGAUCGCUUUGGCGGAGGCGCGAGCGACGCGGUGCACGACGAGGGGGCGGGCCUCGUCUUGGUGGGCGGCGGCGGGCCGCCGAGCAUGUCUCGGCUCGGCGCCGAGGCACAGAGCCGCUGCGAGGCAGCGGCGGCAACGCGCGGCGGCGGAGGCACCAUCGCCGGGCAGUCUCGGGGUGGCGUGGAGGGCCACUCGAGCUCUGCCGGCGGUGCGGCCGCCACGCAUGGGCACGCGACGCGAGGAGGCGUCGCCGAGGGCGUCGACGAGGCGCUCGACGAGACGCGGCCGCGGGCCGGGUCCUCUCGGAGCCGCGGAGGCGCCGCUGCAGGCGGCGGCGGCGAGAGCGAAGUCAGCAGGCAGAGCGGCUGUGGCGGUGAGGGCCAUGCGGGCUCUGCUGCCGGCUCGCUCGCCUCUCUCGAGGACGCGACGGCCGGGACAGCCGGCAUCGCCAUCGCCCUGAAGAAGGUUGUGUCGGGCCUCACUCCCUCUGCGCUGAACAGGCUCGUCUCUGGGGUGCCGAGCGAGCGGGCAGAGCACGCCGAGUGCGAGACGAGGUCGCCUUCGCAAGCCAGGCCGGCGGCGGGGAAGGGCGACUCUUCCUCCCUCGGAGCAUACGCGAGCGUGCCCAUCCAGUUCCAGAAAAAGAGCAGAUCGGAGAUCGCGUAA
Molecule: messenger RNA, 3432 nt
Organism: Emiliania huxleyi CCMP1516
Lineage: Eukaryota; Haptophyta; Isochrysidales; Noelaerhabdaceae
Exons: 4
Coding region: 1-3432 (1143 amino acids)
Source: RefSeq, a predicted model, not a curated record